Molecule: messenger RNA, 5005 nt
Organism: Stegostoma tigrinum
Lineage: Eukaryota; Metazoa; Chordata; Chondrichthyes; Orectolobiformes; Stegostomatidae
Product: amyloid-beta A4 precursor protein-binding family A member 3
Exons: 11
Coding region: 529-2817 (762 amino acids)
Biological process (GO): chemical synaptic transmission
Cellular component (GO): plasma membrane; dendritic spine; cytoplasm
Molecular function (GO): amyloid-beta binding; protein binding
Source: RefSeq, a predicted model, not a curated record
GUACGGCUGACGUCGGAUGUAAGCUUCGAGCCGGCGUUGGGCCUAGUGUUUCAGGCUUUUCUGGGCCUUCAGAUUUGGGGUCCGGUGCGCAGUUCAGGGGGAACUCGGGGUCCGUGUCCGACCCUCAGCGCCGAACGGGAGCAGCCGGGAACUUGUUGAGCCCGCGCCCUCGGACCCACCAGUAACGGCAGCCCCGGAAUUGGAUGGUGAUUCGGCUGCUGGAGUCGCUCCCCCUGCAGGGUAGCCCCGUCAGACAGGGUCGGUGUUGACUUCGGACCGGGACUGGGCUGUCUGCAUCCAGACAAGUGACUGGGGUUCGCUGUAAUAGAGGAGCCUGCGCCCCUGAGCGGGUUUCCUUGUGGAUUUGUACCUUUAUUAGAUUCACUUCUCUUCCCCCACCCGUAACAGGACAUGCUUAAUUUUGAUGUUUUACUUAUCCCGAACAAAUAAUGGUAAUAGGAGGUUAACACAAACAGGCAGGAAGGUAUCACUGAGUUUGAUAACCCCCCACUGACUUCAAGUCAAUGUAUGGACGGCGUUAGGAUGGAUGAUCAAGAACUGGAAAACGGUGAAGUCAAGGUGGAAAGUGUUCACGCCGAGGUUGAUAAAGAUGUUUCUCUGAAAAACCGUUGCAGCUGGGAUGCUAAUGGAGAGACCCUGGAGGAAGAUUUUCAUGGUGAUGAGCGCUGUGCGCUUUUGAGCAAAGAUGUUACUGAGAAAGACAACUUUGUGGACUUGAUGGAACUAGAAAACACAUUGAGUGAAGGAGGCAGUGCUUCUGUAAACUUGUCAGACCUAACGACAGAUUCAGAAAACAAUUUGAUUCGAAAUGGUGUGAUAGACUUAAGUUCAGAAACUGACAAUGUAGAAAAGACUUCAGAUCUUCAGGAUGAUGAUCACUGUCAGAUCAAAUUGCUUUUGAGCCAGUUACACAUGUAUGAGCAGGGUACAGUGACCUUGGGAAGCAAAGCAAAGCUAGUGGAUGGUUACAGUUUAGAAAGUGAUAGCAAGCUAAUAACAUGUGCUGAAAGUGAUUCAUUGACCAGUGAUAACAGGCAAUUAUUUAAUACAAUUAACCAUCAGGAUGUUUUGACUGAGAUGAGUCCUGAGCCCUUAAUGUCGACUGAGAGACCUAGAAGAUAUGAAAUGAAAGAUCUGCUUCAUCAUGGCGGUGAACUGAGUCAUGCUCCUGAAGGAGCUGUUAAAAACAACACAACCUCAAGAGAAGUUUCGUCUGGGAACGUGUUUGGACAAUCUGUGGAAAACACUGAUAGAAAGCUCCAGCACCAACAGGCUGCUGAUUUAUGUGCAGGUAGUUUUGGGGCAAAUGAUGACUCGAGCUCUUUAGAUUGUGAACCAUUAUAUAGGCUGAAGAAAGACUGGAGGAGAGAGGGAGAGGCUUUGUCUUUAGCCAUUAAAGAGCUAAAAGAAGAAGUUGAGAAUAUUAGUAAAUCCUUUCUUCCUGAAGAUGAUGUUGAGCACACUGAUAUGCCAAGUCGAGCUGCUUGCCACACAGAAAGCAGUAUCCGUGAACAUGAUAGUCAGCCGAGGAAGAAAUUUUCUUAUCCUGCAUUUAAAGAAGUGUCAGGGCCCUGUGAUUCUGAGGAUCUCCUUGAUGGAAUCAUAUUUACAGCAAGUUACCUUGGAUCAACACAGCUGUUCUCUGAUAAAAAUCCAUCAACUAAUGUUCGAAUGUCACAAGCACAGGAAGCAGUGGGGAGGAUAAAGGCACCAGAAGGAGAGUCACAGCCAAUGACCGCAGUGGAUCUGUUCAUAUCAACACAGCGAAUUAAAGUACUAAAUGCAGAAACACAGGAAGCCCUGAUGGACCACCCUCUACAGACCAUUUCGUACAUUGCAGAUAUUGGAACUACGAUAGUUUUCAUGGCUCGUCGACGAAUGCCACGUAAGUUGCCAGACCAGGAGACCAGGAACUCACCUGCCGGAAAGCGAGAGUACAAGAUGAUAUGCCAUGUCUUUGAAUCAGAAGAUGCAUCACUUAUCGCACAAGCAAUAGGCCAAGCUUUCACUGUGGCGUACCAGCAGUUUUUGAAUGCUAAUGGUAUCAACCCUGCGGAUCUGAGUCCUAAUGAAUACAAUGAUUUACUUGACACAGAAUUUUACAAUGGGGAUCUUGUGCAUUUUUCCAAGUCAGAGAACUCCAAAGAGGUCCAUAUAGAGAAAGCGAAGGGAGAGAUCCUUGGCCUUGUAAUUGUGGAGUCAGGCUGGGGCUCCAUCCUUCCCACAGUGGUGAUAGCCAACCUCAUGCAUGGUGGGCCGACGGAGCGAUCAGGAGAGCUGAAUAUCGGUGACCAAAUCAUUUCUGUGAAUGGCACUAGUUUGGUUGGACUACCACUCACCACAUGUCAGGGAAUAAUCAAGGACUUGAAAUACCAGUCUGAAGUGACACUCAGCAUUGUACGUUGUCCUCCAGUCACCACAGCAAUUAUCAAACGACCAGACCAAAAGCACCAGCUUGGAUUUAGUGUACAGGAUGGCAUUAUAAUGAUUCAGUUCUCUGGUAAGAUCAUAGUACAAAUUAAAAGAAAAACUCAGAAGAUCCUAAAAAUGGGGAAAGAAGAAAAUAAAGGAAAGCGCAACAUGAUCUACAGUCUCAUGAGAGGUGGAAUUGCAGAGCGAGGUGGAAUCCGCGUAGGACACCGCAUUAUUGAAAUAAAUGGACAAAGUGUUGUUGCAACUCCACAUGAUAAGAUUGUGCAAAGGCUGUCAAAUGCCACUGGUGAGAUACAUAUAAAGACAAUGCCAGCAGCAACGUACCGACUGCUAACAGGACAGGAGCAACCGAUAUACAUAUAACAAAAGAGACAUCACUCCUAACUAGCUCAAACAUUUCAGGAUGUAUUGCUUCUACAUUAACAAGGCUUGGUAUGCUGUGCCGUGAUAGUAUUAGGCACCAUUCUCAAUUUACACAUUCAAGAGAUGACUUAACACAACUGUUCUACUCUGUACUAAAUUGAGUGCUAUCUAAGAGCUGAGAGCUGCAGCAGCACCACAAGCCUAUGUGAAAGAGGAAGAAAUAAGUUAGCCUCUCAGGCAGGAAGUCUGUGUGCUAUGUACCAAUGAUUUUGUCACUGAGAUGCAGUGCAGCGAUAUUUGUUACAGGGGUUUUGCACCAAAGCUUCUGUCAUAUCACCAGCACGAACUUGUUAUCAUGUUGGCAUCUAUAAGCACCUCUAUCAUUUUAUUUAUGUGGAAACACAUGUUGAUUAAUUUUAUCAUUACUAAGGAUAAGGGCUUAACCAUUUUAACUAACGGAUUUAUUUAAAAAUGCAUAAGUUAAGGGAUAGCUUGUAAUACACAAACCAGCGUACCAUAUUUUUGUUUAAACACGUAUGGAAUAAUAUGUGUUGGCAUGCAGAGACUAUGGCGGUAUAUUUCACCUGGUCUUGUGUGAAAGUGCCUUUCCAACUGUGUGACUUCCUGAGGUGAAGGAUCCAGAUUCAAUUUCCAUUCUUGAGUUUUGGUCUGGGUAUACACAUUGUAGUUACAACCCAUGUAUAGACAUUUAAAAAUUCAAGGCACAACUCUGGGUGCUAAAAUUAGCAUCUCUAAACAAAAAAACAAAAUAUCAGCCUGCUGUCCCUGGUUGUUAUCGAGGGAUUUAUUGCUGGAAAUUGCACGCAUGGAUGAUGGAUGCAUUUUUUUUUUGAAGUUAUUGAAGGGCAGCUUGCACUUGUGGAAUUGCACCCAUAACCAGGUUCGGUGCCCAUCAGCUUGCAUCUCACCAAGUGUCAGCAGCAUCCAUGGGACCACAUCUCGCCAGUAUAUGGUGCAGUUUACACUUAUUAAUUUAGGACAGCUCUGUUUGAGUACACGUUUUAUUCACAUGCACCCAGGAGUUUGAAGUGUGAUGGAAUUCAAAAACAAAACUGUGUCUAAUUCUUAAGAGGAAUUUGUCAUUCAGAAACUUUUAUAAAAUGAACAAAUUUAGUUAGGGAUCAGUCACUAGCACUGGAUUGUUUAUGGGCAUGAGGGCUGGGGUGGAUGCGAUGCAUUACAUAGUAGACCACACUACCAGCUCUGACUGUCCAGUUCACAUGAAGAAUGAUCAUGUGGUUAAUAGCUGGGGGAUGUGUGGAAUUAAUGCCUUUGGAGGUUACCCCUAUAUCAAUUACUCAUAGGAAAGUGAAUGAAAGUAUUGUUGGAUGGUGAGGGAUUGGAAUUAAAUGCUUUGAAAAGAUUCUGACAAUACCUCAGUUUGGAAUAUUUACCCUUGGUGCCUUGAAAAGCAAAUGAAGCUUGUUCUGGUAUUUGACAUGCGUAGGGUGUUGAUUAAGAACUGUGUUUGACUCGAUGCGAAUGAAUAUAGCAGUGUUGUGAUGUUUCAUAAUUCACAAGAGCUUACUGUUUUUUAUCAAGUAAAGGUCUACCCAUGUGGCUUAGCUGGUAACGGCUUGUCAUCUGUUACUGAUCAGUGAGCUGGUAGCUGUGCUGAAUUAGCUGAACUCAGCUGUGACAGUUAGCAGGGGAGGAGGAUUGGUGGGAUGCCACAAUUCCCCUCAGCUUGCCAGAUUCAUGCACCUAGUCAAUAUAAUUUCCCUGCUGGAAUAUUCAUUGUGCAUUGAGAAUUAGAGAUAGGGACUGUCAACAGGCACUAUGUGAGAUGCAUAGACCUGUGGAAUUGUAGUCGGGCAGGAGUCAGGGUUUUCAAGGGAGGAAACUUGAGUUUUUAAAGAAUACUAUAACUGACAAUGCACCGGAACUUUUGAGCUGUAACCUUCUAUUAUAUUAAUUACAUCAGAACUUGUUGAACAGCAAACUGCUGUAAUCAGAGUUGAUCCAUGCGGUAUUUAACAUACACCCCGUAAGCUGCCUUUUUGUUCGUGCGUCUUCCCAGAAUUGUUCCAAAGGAAUGUGUGACAUUAAAGUAUUUGAAAUGAAAAUGAGAGAAUAAGCAAAUUGUUGAGAGUUUCAAGUAAUUAUAUCAUAGUGCUUCCUUCAAACUUAUUUACAAUUUUCUUCGCAAUAAAGAAUUAUUAUGGUA